Molecule: messenger RNA, 756 nt
Organism: Pseudocercospora fijiensis CIRAD86
Lineage: Eukaryota; Fungi; Ascomycota; Dothideomycetes; Mycosphaerellales; Mycosphaerellaceae
Exons: 1
Coding region: 14-268 (84 amino acids)
Source: RefSeq, a predicted model, not a curated record
GGAUCAGCAGCCUAUGAUAGCAUUGCUACGAAAACUUAUAAGAGACCAUCGGAUCGAGCAGCGAGGAGAAGGAAAUCCUAUUCCUGACAUGCUUCAAACAGCGUGGGCAAUCAGAGCAAUCAAGCGGACCCAUGAGAUUGCUCUGCGGAAUGGCAAUGCUCAAGAUGCAGAUUGGCUGGCAGAUACAUUCGGCGAAAACGUGCAGUUCUGGUCUCUGUCCAGUGGCGGUAUUGCAGCUAGUGGCAAGCUCCCGCGCAGCAAAACAUGACCUGAGAUAUAUAAGUCCGAACAGCGUUCGAGAUGCAAUUCGUUCUGGAUCUUUACGACCACCUUCCGCCCAUCGCCUUUGUGCCUGAAGGCCUUGAUAGCAUCUUCGAGCCCGCCUGUCCCAAUCUCCUCAUACUCUUUGUAAAGGCUGAAUCCUUCCUCCUUCAACGAGUGAUUGCAGCAUUUGUUUGUUCUGCCGUACCUAGUCAUUGAGCUCUCAUAUAUGGUCCCACCUUUGAAGUCGCCAACACUGCUCCAGUCAUUUGUACCGGUAUACGACACCUUCAGGCCCUGGACCAUCCAAGAGCAGCUGUCUGGAAAGCAGCUCCUAACGUGACAGCUUGUGGAAUCGUCAAGUUUGCUGCCUUCCGCAUUGCCGCCAUGGCAUUCAUGAGAAAGUACUCGCGUGCGGUGCUGCACUCUUUUUGAGGACCCGACUCCCGAGCCUAGAGAUGGAAAUAUAACACCCUUCACGGUUGCUUGCAAUUG